ACAUCUUUUUUUGUUACUUAAGCCAAUUAAAAAACAAGUGGUGAGAAAGCAAGAAAGAAAAGCCCAAACUCAAACCCAUCAAAUUUACCACAGCCCAAUCAAACAAUCGUCAAAUUCACCCAAUCUUUUGUUCAAUUUUGCAGCUGUAAUUACCAAAGUGAACUGAUGCUGGGGGCUACAGAACUGUUGGGAAAUUCUCCUUCUGGUUCCGGUGGCGGCACCGCUUCUGCCGCCGUCGUGAAUCUGAAAAACGAGGUGGGUAGUGGUGGUGGGUCAGUUUCAGGUGGUUUUGGAGAUGAAGAGAGAGGGAGAGAGGAAGAGGGUGACCGGAAUUUCGCCGGUAACCGGUGGCCUCGUGAAGAAACGCUUGCUCUCUUGAAGAUAAGGUCUGAUAUGGACGUUGCGUUUCGGGACUCAGCUGUCAAAGCUCCUCUCUGGGACGAGGUUUCUCGGAAAUUAGCUGAGCUUGGAUACCAUCGAAGCGCCAAGAAAUGCAAAGAGAAGUUCGAGAACAUCUAUAAGUACCACAAGAGAACCAAAGAAGGCCGAUCUGGUAGACAAAAUGGCAAAAGUUACCGUUUUUUCGAGCAAUUAGAGCUUUUCGAUAAUCAAUCCUCACUUCCAUCGCCUUCAGAGAACAAAAUUGUAUCUUCUAUGACGGAGACAACAAUGGAAAUGGCCGCGAUGGUGAGUACUAGGAUGGAAAUGUUAAAACCCAUGAAUGUUUCUCAAGGUAUAGCAACUUGUUCUAUCCAAACCCCCAACCUAGAAUUCAUGUCCACCUCCACAUCCACAACCUCUUCCUCGGGGAAAGAAUCCCAAGGCACGGGUAAAAGAAAGAGAAAAAUGGCGGAUUACUUCGAGAGACUAAUGAAGUCAGUAUUGGAGAAGCAAGAGGAUUUGCAAAACAAGUUCAUUGAAGCAUUAGAAAAAUGUGAAAAUGAUCGGAUAGCGAGAGAAGAAGCGUGGAAGAUGCAAGAAUUGGCUCGAAUGAAGAGAGAACAGGAGAUGCUAGCCCAUGGAAGAGCUGUUGCCGCGGCAAAGGAUGCUGCCCUAGUUGCAUUAUUGAAGAAGAUCUCAGAGCAAGAUAGCCCGGUGCAAUUGCCCCCCGAAAACCCCACUCCAAUAUCGGAGAAACUUGUUGAAAGACAAGAGAACAAUGUAGGGGAAAACUCUUUUCAGGCGAGCCCCUCUCGGUGGCCUAAGGCGGAAGUUGAGGCUUUGAUUAGGCUUAGGACCAAUCUUGACUUGCAAUAUCAAGACAAUGGACCUAAAGGGCCUCUUUGGGAGGAGAUUUCAUCAGCCAUGAAGAAGAUUGGUUAUGACCGAAGCGCGAAGAGGUGUAAAGAGAAAUGGGAGAAUAUAAACAAGUACUUCAAGAGGGUAAGAGAAAGCAAUAAGAAAAGGCCUGAAGAUUCAAAAACAUGUCCUUAUUUUCACAUGCUUGAGUCUCUCUAUGAGCAGAAGUCCAAGAGGGUUGAUAAUUCAGAUAGCUCAGGUUAUAACUUGAAGCCUGAAGACAUAUUAUUGCAAAUGAUGGGCCAUCAAGAACCGCAGCAACAGCAACAACAACGCGAUGAAUCGAUCACAGAAGAUGGUGGUAGCGAAAAUGUUGAUCAGAAUCAAGAAGAUGAUGAAGAUGGAGAUGACGACGACGACAAUGGAGAUGAUUACCAAAUUGUUGCUAAUAAUCCUUCUUCAGGGACAACUAUGGAGUGAGGAGAAGACAAGAUGGAGAAGCCUUUUCUAUAAAGCUAAAGUAGUGUGCCUCACUUUGGAAGGUGGGUCAGAUUCAGUGGUUGGCACUUGAAGAUGUGGGUCAGAACCGUUGGGUUUGGAGUAAAGGUUGAAUCGCUAAUUUUGAUAUAUGAAUGCAUUCUCUGGGAUAUGGCCAGUGGCAUCUUUCUGCUUAUAUAUAUGUUCAUCCAUCAUUUAUUGAGUAAAUUUAGAGAGAGAAAGAAUAAUGUGGUUGGUGUGUGAUGUAAUAUACGAUCUUUUGCCUUUUUGACAGUUCAUACCAUACCAUACAUCCCCAUGUGUGUAAAAGUUGAAAUUGGUUGGCUGUGUUUGUUUGUAUCAAUAAAAGGGUAAGCAUCUUCAGUAA
Cornus florida is the source of this 2104-nucleotide messenger RNA. Its product is annotated as trihelix transcription factor DF1-like. NCBI's taxonomy places the organism in Eukaryota, Viridiplantae, Streptophyta, Magnoliopsida, Cornales, Cornaceae. The transcript is spliced from 2 exons. The record is from RefSeq and is a predicted model, not a curated record. The coding region runs from base 166 to 1719 and encodes 517 amino acids.